Bursaphelenchus xylophilus (pine wood nematode) is the source of this 658-nucleotide messenger RNA. Lineage: Eukaryota; Metazoa; Nematoda; Chromadorea; Rhabditida; Aphelenchoididae. The record is from the annotation of a GenBank genome assembly.
AUGUUCGACCGGUUACGAAGCCAAUCAACAAGCGAUGUGGAAGUCAAUGGAGCUCAGCCCGCGGCUGGAGAAGUGGGUUUUGACCUUUAUUUAUAUUAUUCUUGCUUUAGUCGCAACGAGUCACGGAUCUCAGCUGGGAACUACGAGUCUAUUGUUUUAUUGGUUGCUUCAUCUUGUCAAUGGUUUGUAGUCUCUUGGUAAGUGAAUUCUAUGCCGUUCCGAUGGCGUAGUCAUAGUGUAAAUUUGAUUUUUACUGUGUUAGAUGUAUCAAAUAGAAAAUUCCUGAUAUUUUCAGGGAUCUCCAUUUAUUUUCGCCGGGAAGUUGACAGAGUUUGCGGUUAUGGUGUCCUUAGGAAGUAUAAUCUCAAUUGGCGGGUAAGUCUUUCAUUUUCCUUUGCAUUUUCGCAUUUUUAGGACAUUCUUCCUCUCCGGUCCACUAAAUCAACUUAAAAAGAUGUUCGAACCCACAAGAUUGGUCGCUACACUCAUAUACAUACUGAUGAUUAUCCUGACAUUGAUAACAGGUCUUUUGCUACGCAAUGGAGUCCUUGCGGUGCUCUGUAUUAUCGGGCAAUACCUUGCGAUGGGCUGGUAUUCCCUUUCUUACAUUCCGUAUGCCCGAGAGGUGCUCUGGUCUUUCUUCAACCGAUGCUUCUAG